UCCCUGUGAGCAGAGAACAGGAGAGGAAUGAGCAGCAUUCACCUAAAAAGUGUUUCAUGUUCUGUCCCUUUGACCCAGCCGGAUCGCAUCCUGGCAGCUCUGAAGAGAUAUGUGAAGGCAGAACAGAAAGAUCAGCGCCACACUCUCCGCCAUUACCAACACGUGGCUGCUGCCGAUCCUGAGAAGGCUGAACAAAUGAAGUUCCAGGUGUACACACAUCUCCAUGUCAUCGAAGAACGGAUGAAUCAGAGUCUGGCUUUGCUCUACAAGAACCCCCAGCUUGCUCAGGAGCUUCGAGGAGACAUUGGUAU
Messenger RNA from Sceloporus undulatus (fence lizard), 311 nucleotides. RefSeq names its product amyloid-like protein 1. Gene Ontology annotation, cellular component: plasma membrane; Golgi apparatus. The record is from RefSeq and is a predicted model, not a curated record. Gene Ontology annotation, biological process: axonogenesis; central nervous system development. The transcript has 2 exons. Gene Ontology annotation, molecular function: alpha-2B adrenergic receptor binding; alpha-2A adrenergic receptor binding; alpha-2C adrenergic receptor binding. Lineage: Eukaryota; Metazoa; Chordata; Lepidosauria; Squamata; Phrynosomatidae. The annotation marks the transcript as partial.